AGCGCCCCCACCACCCCGAGACAUGGGACUAGACGAGUCUUAAGACAAUCCCAGUCUUUUCCAAGCGGAAGUACCUCCUCCUGGGCAAUGUACACCGGCGAUUAUUCGCUCCCCACUCCGACGCCCGUCGGCUCAGAGGCCAACAGCCCCGCAGCAACUUUCCAGUCCCCGGCCUCGGACGGCCAGCUCGCAUAUCUCAUACAGAACAGAGCUAACGAUCCGUGUAAAGUUUUUAGAGAUCAAAGAGAUCCUGAUAAAAGGAGCCAUACCUGGGCGGACAGUAAAAUGGCCUGCGAGAUGGCCUUCUUGGCCUACUUGGGCAUCAUCCAGCAGAGCCACAAUAAGCAUCAAUGUCCCGACGCCAAGGAGGCCGAAUGCCGACUGAUCAUGAGGUCCAGCACGAAAGUAUGGGAGUGGACAUGUACCGUGAAAGUGCGCAAUCAUUUGUGUGGAGCUUUCCUGUGUUGUGAGCCGUUCCGCGUUGAGCAUUUGGACUACUGUGUCAAGACCUUAUACCCGGCGGUGAUUUUGAGAUCCAGACGCUACGACUACAACAGGAACAUGGGUCGCUCCCUAUCCAGCUCCGAGGGAACACCCUCAAAACCAACUUACAUCCCCGAAGAGGAUUAAAACCUUUCUGUGAAUUUGGUCAGGAAAUUCAGAUAGAGCACUUUUACAAGGAGAGUCUGGCCACUGCACUGGGUCAAAAGAAAAAAAAGGGAGAAAAAAAGAGAA
Molecule: messenger RNA, 735 nt
Organism: Bemisia tabaci
Lineage: Eukaryota; Metazoa; Arthropoda; Insecta; Hemiptera; Aleyrodidae
Source: RefSeq, a predicted model, not a curated record